This is a messenger RNA of Schizosaccharomyces octosporus yFS286, 1374 nucleotides long. RefSeq lists its product as uncharacterized. The record is from RefSeq and is a predicted model, not a curated record. The coding region runs from base 1 to 1374 and encodes 457 amino acids. The transcript has a single exon. NCBI's taxonomy places the organism in Eukaryota, Fungi, Ascomycota, Schizosaccharomycetes, Schizosaccharomycetales, Schizosaccharomycetaceae. Gene Ontology annotation, molecular function: hydrolase activity, acting on carbon-nitrogen (but not peptide) bonds.
AUGACGAAAAGUAAAAAUACAGAGCAAUUGAUAAAACCAUGGUCUCUACCACCAAAGAAGAAUUAUCUAUUUUACAAUGCCAAUUUAAUUGAUGUUGCAGAAAAAAAGAUUAUGGAGAAUGCUAGUAUUUAUAUCUCUCACGGAAUUAUUCUUCAUGUUAUGUAUCCUGGAGAACCACUUACUGGUGUGGAAUCAGGAUUAGACGAUGCGGGAGAGUAUGCAGCUAUUGAUCUUGAGGGGAAAUAUGUUUGUCCUGGGUUAAUUGAUGCUCACAUCCACAUUGUUGCUGUUCCUGGUAAACCUGAUUUGAAAUCUGGAUUGAAUCUUCCGUUUUCUCAUGCUGUUUUGCGUUACCACAAAGUAUGCAACCAAAUCUUAGAAAGAGGAUUCACUACUGUUCGAGACUGUGGUGGAGCUGCUGCAUUUGUUAAAAGUGCUAUAGAAGACGAUAUUAUUCAUGGACCUAGGUUAUUUUUCGCAGGAAAUGCUCUUUCCCAAACUGGAGGUCACGGUGAUCUGCGUGACCCGGAGUCUGACGGACAGCAUUCACAGGAAGAUGCAUGUGGGUGCCAAAACAAUGCUCUUGCAAGAAUAUGUGAUGGAGCAGAUGAAUGUUUAAAGGCUGCCCGAGAUGAGUUAAGAAAAGGUGCUGAUUUUAUAAAAAUUAUGGCAGGAGGUGGGGUUAUUUCUCCAACUGAUAAACUAUCAUCACUUCAAUUUAGCCCCAAAGAGAUUCGGGCAAUUGUGCUAGCUGCCAACAACCAUGGUACAUAUGUUACUGCACAUGCGUAUACACCGCAAGCUGUGCGUCAAUGUAUAGAAAAUGGUGUACGAGGAAUUGAACAUGGCAACUUAAUUGAUGAAUCUACAGCAAAAUACAUGGCUAGUAACAACGCUUAUCUUACACCUACUCUCAUAACUUACAAAGCAAUGACAAGUGACCAACUUUCCAAUUUCCUUCCCGAGGACGCAAGGAAGAAAAAUGAAAAAAUUCUUUUCGCUGGAUUGAAAUCGUUGGAAAUUGCCAAGAAUGCUGGUGUUAACAUCUGUUACGGGUCGGAUUUACUUGGACCUCUUAAUGCUGUACAGACUGGGGAGUUUGUCCUGCGCUCAUCUGUAUGUACGCCUGGGGAAAUUUUACAACAAGCUACAAUUAACCCAGCUAAACUUUUUGGCAUGGAAAAUAAACUUGGACAAAUUAAACCUGGAUUCUUUGCGGAUCUUUUGAUUCUAAAAGAUAAUCCUUUGGAGGACAUUUCUGUAUUAGAUGGUCCUCAUCGUCAUCUACUGGCUGUUAUGAAGGGAGGAAGAAUUUACAAGAGUAGAUGGACAAAGCUUAAAAACGACAUCACUAUAGAUGAUUAUAUUCUCUGA